Messenger RNA from Cercocebus atys (sooty mangabey), 2447 nucleotides. RefSeq names its product fibroblast growth factor 10 (gene FGF10). Gene Ontology annotation, molecular function: type 2 fibroblast growth factor receptor binding; chemoattractant activity; growth factor activity. The transcript has 3 exons. Gene Ontology annotation, biological process: animal organ morphogenesis; positive regulation of protein phosphorylation; positive regulation of gene expression. The coding region runs from base 813 to 1439 and encodes 208 amino acids. Gene Ontology annotation, cellular component: cytoplasm. NCBI's taxonomy places the organism in Eukaryota, Metazoa, Chordata, Mammalia, Primates, Cercopithecidae. The record is from RefSeq and is a predicted model, not a curated record.
CUCCCCCCUCUUCUCCACCCCUGCAAAUGAGGUUUGACCAGCAGAGGCAGAGCCCACCUCUGGCUUAGAAUCACUGACAUUUAGACUCCAGGUUUCAACCUGUUUACAAGCGGACUUUCCAAAGGAAGGGGGUGGGGGAUAGGGCCAUACAAAACAUCAGCCGCCGUCCCCCAAAACAAAAAGUGGCUUUCGGCAGCCUUCAAAUCGGCAGGCACCACUAAAAACAGAAGGGAAGAGAGGGAAGAAAACAACGGCGACUGGGUAGCUGCCUGCAGUUCUGACAACUCCAAAGGGAUACACUUGUAGAAGCGGCUCGCAGGCUGGGGCUCCGCAGAGAGAGGCCAGAAGGUGCCAACCGCAGAGGGGCGCAAAUAUCUCCCCCUAUUCCCCACCCCACCUCCCUUGGGUUUUGUUCACCGUGCUGUCAUCUGUUUUUCAGACCUUUUUGGCAUCUAACAUGGUGAAGAAAGGAGCAAAGAAGAGAACAAAGUAACUCCUGGGGGAGCGAAGAGCGCUGUGACCAACACCACCACCGCCACCACCAGCUCCUGCUUCUGCGGCCACCCACGUCCACCAUUCACCGGGAGGCUCCAGAGGCGCAGGCAGCGGAUCCCAGAAAGGAGCGAGGGGAGGCAGCCGGCUUUUCCAAGGAGUUAUGGAUGUUGGUGCAUUCACUUCUGGCCAGAUCCGCGCCCAGAGGGAGCUAACCAGCAGCCACCACCUCGAACUCUCUCCUUGCCUUGCACCAGGUCUUACCCUUCCAGUAUGUUCCUUCUGAUGAGACAAUUUCCAGUGCCGAGAGUUUCAGUACAAUGUGGAAAUGGAUACUGACACAUUGUGCCUCAGCCUUUCCCCACCUGCCAGGCUGCUGCUGCUGCUGCUUUUUGUUGCUGUUCUUGGUAUCUUCCGUCCCUGUCACCUGCCAAGCCCUUGGUCAGGACAUGGUGUCACCAGAGACCACCAAUUCUUCUUCCUCCUCCUUCUCCUCUCCUUCCAGCGCGGGAAGGCAUGUGCGGAGCUACAAUCACCUUCAAGGAGAUGUCCGCUGGAGAAAGCUAUUCUCUUUCACCAAGUACUUUCUCAAGAUUGAAAAGAACGGGAAGGUCAGCGGGACCAAGAAGGAGAACUGCCCGUACAGCAUCCUGGAGAUAACAUCAGUAGAAAUCGGAGUUGUUGCCGUCAAAGCCAUUAACAGCAACUAUUACUUAGCCAUGAACAAGAAGGGGAAACUCUAUGGCUCAAAAGAAUUUAACAAUGACUGUAAGCUGAAGGAGAGGAUAGAAGAAAAUGGAUACAAUACCUAUGCAUCCUUUAACUGGCAGCAUAAUGGAAGGCAAAUGUAUGUGGCAUUGAAUGGAAAAGGAGCUCCAAGGAGAGGACAGAAAACACGAAGGAAAAACACCUCUGCUCACUUUCUUCCAAUGGUGGUACACUCAUAGAGAAAGGCAACAUUUGUGGAUGCAGCAGAACCAUGGCUCUUUUGCCAAGAAUAGUGGAUAUUCUUCAUGAAGACAGUAGCUUGAAAGGCAAAGACAUGUUGCAGAUGUCUGCUUGCUUAAAAGAAAGCCAGACUUUGAAGGUUUUUGUAUUCACUGCUGACAUAUGAUGUUUUUUUAAUUACUUCUGUAUCAUGUCUUAUAAUCAAGAUAUAGGCAGAUCAAAUGGGAUAGAAGUUAUUCCCAAGUGAAAAACAUUGUGGCCGGGUUUUUGUUGUUGUUGUUGUUAGGUUUUUGUUUUGAAACUUCUGAGAUAGAACUUAAAGGACAUAGAACAAUCUGUUGAAUGAAUGAUCUUCGGGAAAGUUAUUUAUGGAAUACGAACUCAUAUCAAAGACUUCAUUGCUCAUUCAAGCCUAAUGAAUCAAUGAGCAGUAAUACACACAAGCAUUUACUGGAAAGCACUUGGGUCAUAUCAUAUGCACAACCAAAGGAGUUCUGGAUGUGGUCUCAUGGAAGAAUUGAAUAGAAUUUAAAAAUAUAAACAUGUUAGUGUGAAACUGUUCUAACAAUACAAAUAGUAUGGUAUGCUUGUGCAUUCUGCCUUCAUCCCUUUCUAUUGCUUUCUAAGUUAUUUAUUUAAUAGGAUGUUAAAUAUCUUUUGGGGUUUUAAAGAGUAUCCUCAGCAGCUGUCUUUAUCUUUUCUUUUUCUUCAGCACACCACAUGCAUGUUCACGACAAAGUGUUUUUAAAACUUGGCAAACACUUCAAAAAUAGGAGUUGGGAUUAGGGAAGCAGUAUUAGUGCCCAUGUGCUAUCAGUUGACUUAAUUUGUAUUUCUGCAGUAAUAACCAUCAACAAUAAAUAUGGCAAUGCUGUGCCAUGUCUUGAGUGAGAGAUGUCUGCUAUCACUUGAAACCAUACAUUACUCUCGAGGCUUCCUCUCUCAAUAAAUAGACCAGAAGGCUAAAUUCCUCUCUUUCAAUACAUCAAUUUACCUCCAAGAAUAUA